AUGGUGGCACCUAUGACAUUAUGCUUGGAGCUGCUGGCAAUUGCGUGCCUACUGGCGACAGCAGUUGGUAGAGAGAUCAACCAGUUCCCAGAAGGCUUCCUGCUGGGAACCGCCACUACCUCAUACCAGAUAGAAGGUGCCUGGAACGAGGAUGGCAAAGGAGAAAGCAUCUGGGACCACAUGCUUCACGAGCAUCCAGAAUUCGGUAACAAUGGGGACAAUGGAGACGUGGCCUGUGACUCGUACCACAAGUAUGCCGAGGACGUGCAGGCGCUCAAGGACCUGGGGUUGAGUACACACAACAGACGUACAGUGGUGACGAUGUUCCACUGGGACUUGCCGCAAGCUCUGCAGUACAUAGGUGGCUGGCCGAAUCCCAUCCUCGCGGACUACUUCCUCGAGUACGCCACGGUGCUCUUUGACAACUUCGGUGACAGGCUGGGCCUGUACGCGAACCCUAUCUUCGUGGACGCUGACUACCCGGCCGUGGUGCGGGAACGUGUGGACAACAACAGCAGAGCCGAGGGUCGACCCAGGUCACGCCUGCCCAGCUUCACAGAGGAGGAGAAGCGGAUGAUCAACGGUCAGUACAACAACAGAAGGGGGCCUGAAUUCUCAUCUUUUCUGUUUAUCACUCCUGCUGUCCCCUAA
Molecule: messenger RNA, 651 nt
Organism: Schistocerca americana (American grasshopper)
Lineage: Eukaryota; Metazoa; Arthropoda; Insecta; Orthoptera; Acrididae
Product: myrosinase 1-like
Exons: 4
Coding region: 1-651 (216 amino acids)
Biological process (GO): carbohydrate metabolic process
Molecular function (GO): beta-glucosidase activity
Source: RefSeq, a predicted model, not a curated record